GGCCACAUAAGGGGGAGGAGGAGGAGGAGGAGGAGGAGGGGGGGGGGGUGCUGGUGAAGAGGGUUUUAUUCUGGGACAUUUCACUGUCGUGGUGGACUUGUACCACUUGAAUUAUCAUCCAGAGAUUGCCAAUCGGUUAUCGUGCAGUCAGGAGAGGAUAACGCGGCUCCUAUGCAAGCAUGCCCUCGACUGUGAGAUCCAGGGCGCGCGAGAGGAACAGCGUCCUGGGCAGACCAGAGUUCAUGUCCCUCAACCAUCCGCCGACCCGCGGCGCGGCGGCGAGCGGCGCCUCGGAGACCCGCGGCAAAUCCAAACGACCGGGUCAAAUCAAGCAGCAAACCAGCCAGCAGAGCGAGGAACCUACCGACAGCGGCAGCAAAGACAGGAGGGAGUCCAACAAAAUGCCCGAGGAGGACUGCAUGCAGCUGAACCCUUCCUUCAAGGGGAUAGCAAUGAACUCCCUCCUCGCCAUCGACAUCUGUCUGUCCAAGCGCAUGGGGGUGUGCGCCUACCCUUGGUCCUCCUGGGGAGGCUGCCGCUCCAUGGCCUCUCUGGUGGCGCUCACGGGGCACGGCAUCACGUGGAUCAUUGGCACUAUCGUGUGUCUCACGCGGAGUAACACUUUGGCUGGACAAGAGGUCCUAGUCAACCUGCUGCUUGCCCUGAUUCUCGACAUCAUGACAGUGGCUGGACUCCAGAGACUGGUUAAGCGGAGGGGCCCCUGGGAGAUGACGCCAGGCUUCCUGGACUGCAUCGCCAUGGACGUGUACUCCUUCCCCGCCGCCCACGCCAGCCGGGGCGCCAUGGUCUCCAAGUUUCUGCUGUCCCAUCUCGUUCUGGCCGUGCCGCUUCGCAUCCUGCUGGUGCUGUGGGCGUUCCUGGUGGGCAUGUCCCAGGUGGUCCUGGGGAAGCAUCACCUGACGGAUAUGGUGUGUGGCUUCGCACUGGGCAUGCUCCACUUCAGCUUGAUGGAGUCGGUGUGGCUGUCAUCGAACACUUGCCAGGCUCUUAUUUCCAUAAGCACGCUCAGCUGGAGCCCCCUUUUCUAAGCUUUUGAUAUGUGGCUUUGCUAAGCUUUAUUUGAUACUCCAACCUUACAAUAUGACACAUUUUGGUAGGGUUUUGCGAUGUAUUUUUCAUAAGAGUCGGGCCGUGAACAAACACUAUUGUGUGGAUGGAGAAGCUGAAUUGCAUGCAGCACAUGAAAUAAGCAGACACCAGGACCCUUACGACUUCAUGCAGCUUUACAGGUUCUACUGUCACACACCUCUACAGCAGCUUGGUUUCACUUAGCGAUUAAAGCGAAAGAAAUAAGACAGCUCGGUGCUCAUUGAAAGUGUACAUGAAUUAUUUGCUUGUGAUAUUUCACAAGAGAAAAAAAAGGUUUCAUCAAUUUAUAUAUCAACAUCUAUUUCUUUAGAACUUGUAGUUUCAUUCAGUCGCUUUUUAUUAUUUGGCCUUAAAUAAACUUUUAUUUUUCCUUUGAUUUUGGGCAGGAAAAUUGUUGAAAAAACUAAAUAGAGUUUGAUAAUAAGUUGUGGUCUCACCAUAACACAUAGAGUUACUGGCUGUUGAUAGUCUGCUUCAUUAGUCAGCCAAAGUGACAAUACUGUUUUGUUCAUUUCAUCCAGUCUGUUUUUAAAGGGGUUUCUGUUCCUUUAAAUAUAUGAUAUGUCAUACAUCAUCUCUGUAACCUUAUUUCUUGGUGCAGUUAAAUUUAGCUGUCUAUGCACAACAAACUGCUACAGAGCUCCACAUUUGUUUUCAUAUAGGGUCAAUACACUUCCCUUCUGCAGAAAUGUGCCAUCUCUGCAGAUUUUUCUUUGCCUCCUCCAUUUCAGGCCUCUCCAGGCUGUAUGUUUGCCUUAUAAUUUGUCUUUGUACUUCACCUCACUAUAUGUGCCUCACAAACAUAUUUGACCCCUCAGUUGGAAGAUAUGGUUUACAGUAGAAGCUGCAUAGUUUCUUUUCUUUGUCUGUUCUUUCUCUUUUUUGUGGCAAACUGUUUCCGUGCAUUCGAAUGGUGCAGAUACAAUUUACUGUCCAUGAGUUGGCUUUAUUUUGUACCGGGAUCUGUAUGUAUAUUAUGUUUUUACUUUGUUGCAUCGUCUCAUAAAUAAAACCAGGCAGACAGUUACAUUUCUGGGUGUUUUUAUUCUUGGGUACGACACUAGGAAGGUCUUUUAUUAUUGUUGCUGGUUGAAAUUGAUAACCACCUGUACAUGUGCCAGUAAUAGGAGACUUUAAAAGUACCUUUUUUAGAAAUCG
Molecule: messenger RNA, 2268 nt
Organism: Menidia menidia (Atlantic silverside)
Lineage: Eukaryota; Metazoa; Chordata; Actinopteri; Atheriniformes; Atherinopsidae
Source: the annotation of a GenBank genome assembly